GGGGGGGAGAGGGGGUUGUUCCCCGGCUUGGGAAGCGGCUCUGCCCUCCAGGAGAUGGGGAUCCCCUCGCAGGAUCGCCGCCCUGGCUCCCCGGGGCGCCGAGGUCGAUGCUGAGCGCCGGGUUUGGAGGCGGCGUUGAGUUCCCAGGGCCGCCGCCAUGAGGCACUGCUUCUACAACGAGACCGUGGGCUUCUUCUACAACAACUCCCGCAAGGAGCUGACCACGUACUGGCGCACCAAGGACGUGCUGGUGGUGGCCCUGGGCCUGACCGUGAGCGUCAUCGUGCUGCUGACCAACCUGCUGGUCAUCACGGCCAUCGUCAUCAACCGCCGCUUCCACUACCCCAUCUACUACCUGCUGGGCAACCUGGCGGCCGCCGACCUGUUCGCGGGCAUCGCCUACAUGUUCCUCAUGUUCCACACGGGCCCCCGCACGGCCGAGCUAUCCCUCAAGACCUGGUUCAUCCGGCAGAGCCUGCUGGACACCAGCCUGACGGCCUCGGUGGUGAACCUGCUGGCCAUCGCCGUGGAGCGGCACCAGACGGUGUUCACCAUGCAGCUGCACAGCAAGAUGUCCAACCAGCGCGUCACCAUCCUCAUCUUCUGCAUCUGGGUCACGGCGCUGCUGCUGGGGCUCAUCCCCUCCUACGGCUGGCACUGCCUCUGCGCCCUGGACAAGUGCUCCAGCAUGGCCCCCCUCUACAGCAGGAGCUACCUGACCUUCUGGGCCAUCUCCAACCUCGUCAUCUUCCUCAUCAUGGUGGUGGUGUACACGCACAUCUUCAUCUACGUCAAGAGGAAGAUGACCAGGAUGUCCAAGCACACCAGCUUCCACCCCCGCUACAAGGAGACCAUGAUCAGCCUGGUCAAGACGGUCACCAUCAUCCUGAGUGCCUUUGUGAUCUGCUGGACCCCCGGGCAGGUCGUGCUGCUCCUGGACGGGCUGGGCUGCAAGAGCUGCAACGUGCUGGCGGUGGAGAAGUACGUGCUGCUGCUGGCCGAGAUCAACUCCCUCAUCAACGCCAUCGUCUACUCGUACCGCGACACGGAGAUGAGGAGCACCUUCCGCCGCAUCCUGUGCUUCCCGUGCCCCCGCAACUCCAAGUACACGCCCACCGUGGUCAAGCUGAACACGGCCGACCGCGGCACCCUCUCGCACAACGGCCACUUCACCGUCGACUCCUCCAUCUAG
Manacus vitellinus (golden-collared manakin) is the source of this 1192-nucleotide messenger RNA. It is a transcript of the gene LPAR2, whose product is annotated as lysophosphatidic acid receptor 2. Lineage: Eukaryota; Metazoa; Chordata; Aves; Passeriformes; Pipridae. Gene Ontology annotation, biological process: G protein-coupled receptor signaling pathway. The transcript is spliced from 3 exons. The record is from RefSeq and is a predicted model, not a curated record. Bases 158 to 1192 code for a protein of 344 amino acids. Gene Ontology annotation, molecular function: lysophosphatidic acid receptor activity. Gene Ontology annotation, cellular component: membrane.